CAAUUGAUGAUUGAUCCAGAUUCCCCUAUCUUGGAUUUCUACCCCGAGACGUUCGAAAUCGACAUGAACGGGAAGAAGAUGGCGUGGCAAGGAGUAGCCCUUCUCUCCUUCAUAGAUCAGAAUCGGUUGCUGGCUGCCAUGACACCCAAAUCUGGAGAGCUAACGGAUGAAGAGCUCCAACGCAACUCCUUUGGUAACAAUGCAAUUUUUACCUCGGACUCCAGUCCGCUUUACGAUUCUUUUUGUGCCCUCUACACCAAGAAACGACUUUCAACCGUGCGUCACACCUGGCUGACCUUGAACUACCUCACUUACUCUUCGGUUCCAGCCGACCCCUGUUGACACGGAGCUGAGCGAUGGGCUCUCCGGCUCCCUCCUGGCAGACCCGGCUUGUGUGCCAGGUUCGACGUACUACUCCCCGUUAUCAAGAUCCGACUGUCGCGACGUUCAUGAUGAUCACUCGAUUUCGGCUCUCUAUUUCUACCCCAAGCAAAUCCAGCCGCAUCGUUCAGCACUUCUCUCGGGUGCCCGGCAACCUAGGCGCGUGCUCACAGGCUGGGAUCAUCAGCGACUGGGGCAGAGGAGGUUCGAUGGGGCCCGUGGCGAAAUUAAUGGCGGUGGUAGAGACGGUUAUCACACUUCUUCAGGGUUUUUCCAGACAGACGACAACCCCAGAUAUGGCUCCAAUGAUUAUCGCUACGGUUCCCAUAAUGCCUUUCUUCAUGGUGGGACCUUCAAUUCUGGCGCAACCUAUGGCAGUCAAUGGCCAACAUCCUACCCCACCUAUUCCCCUCCGUAUUCUCCAACGAGUUAUUCUCAUGGAGAUAAGAGUAGUUAUGGGGGACACGGUGCCAGUAAUCAUGGACAGAGAGGGGGUUUUGGGCACCAUCAGGCAUACCAUCAUUCCGUGAGGGGGAUGCGGGGAGAUUAUAAUAGCAAUCGGUUUCCAUAUCCUAACAAUCGAGAUAGAGGAAGGCGUUGAUAUCGGCCGCGGUUGAGUGUGUGUGCAUGUAUAUCUUAUGAGCUCUUACCUAAUAAGGAACUGAAUUGAUUCU
Cantharellus anzutake is the source of this 1055-nucleotide messenger RNA. RefSeq lists its product as uncharacterized. Bases 357 to 911 code for a protein of 184 amino acids. The transcript has a single exon. The record is from RefSeq and is a predicted model, not a curated record. NCBI's taxonomy places the organism in Eukaryota, Fungi, Basidiomycota, Agaricomycetes, Cantharellales, Hydnaceae.